AUGGACUCUUCAGAACUAUACCAUGUCAAGCAACAAUUCACUCUCGGCGCCUACAAGUCUCUCGUAGACCUCACCCUCCCCGACGCUCUUUCACCCGAGUACAAUCCAACACUGGUCUACCAGGCUCGCGCACACAUAGCUCUUGGAAAUACCGCGGCAGCGGAGGCAUUGAUCCCAGCAGACACCGAGAAUGUCGCCCUGAAGAGCGUCGCGGCGCUGGCGCGCUUCGUGACCGCAGACGAAGAUGCGAGGGAGCCGAUCCUGGAGGAGUUCCGAGACCUGAGCGUGGAGAUCGAGGGAGAAUGCGAUGCGAGCGCAUGGGAGAAGGGCGUCGUGCGGGUGCUCGCGGGGACGGCCUUCGUGCGGGUGGGAGAGAUCGAGGAGGCAUUGGAGACUCUCGGAGCGGGCAACGACACACAGAACCUCGAAGCUGUCGCAUACACCGUCCAGGUCUACCUCUCCAUCCACCGCCCCGACCUCGCACGCAAGGAGUUCGAUCGCGCCAAGCGCUGGGCCGAGGACGACCUCCUCCUGCAGCUCAUCGAGGCCUCGAUCGGCCUCGGGAGCGGCAAGGACGCCUACUCCGACGCGCACGCCUUCUACACCGAGCAGCUCGCGAACCCCUCCCUCUCCUCCCCGCACCUCCUCACCGCGCGCGGCGUCGCGCGGCUCCUCCGUGGCGAAGUUCCUGCCGCGACGAGCGACCUCGAAGAGGCACAGUCGCAGAUGGGCGGCGCGCCCGACGCGGAGACCCUUGCAGCCCAGGUUAUCGCCGCCGGCCUUGCGGCGCCCAAAGCGGCAGAAGCGGACGAGCUGUUCAGCAAACUGGCUGCGGAGCACCCAGGCCACCCGCUCGUGACGGAUUAUCACCAAAAGGCAUCCUUGUUCGACGAGCUGGCUUCAAAGUUCACGGUCCCCCCUCUUGCCGCGGCGUCGGCUUAG
This is a messenger RNA of Epithele typhae, 942 nucleotides long. Its product is annotated as coatomer epsilon subunit-domain-containing protein. The record is from RefSeq and is a predicted model, not a curated record. Gene Ontology annotation, cellular component: COPI vesicle coat. The transcript has 4 exons. Gene Ontology annotation, molecular function: structural molecule activity; protein binding. NCBI's taxonomy places the organism in Eukaryota, Fungi, Basidiomycota, Agaricomycetes, Polyporales, Epitheliaceae. The coding region runs from base 1 to 942 and encodes 313 amino acids. Gene Ontology annotation, biological process: intra-Golgi vesicle-mediated transport; retrograde vesicle-mediated transport, Golgi to endoplasmic reticulum; endoplasmic reticulum to Golgi vesicle-mediated transport.